UUAAACGUCGUUUAAAUGGUUUGCGAUAAGUGUGAGUCAAAAUUGUCAAAGGUCUCGGCGCCAAAUCCCUGGCGAACUAGCAAUGCAGCUGCCGGUGGACGCAAAAUCAAUGAAAACAAAGCACUAUCCUCUUCCAAGGAGCGCUUUAAUCCUCUUGGCAAUACUUUAGCUCCUUGUCGCAUAUGUAGACAGAAGGUGCAUCAAAUAGGCGCACACUAUUGUCAGGCCUGUUCCUAUAAAAAGGCAAUUUGUGCAAUGUGCGGCAAGAAAAUUCUAAAUACGAAGAACUACAAGCAGAGUGCGACGUGAAGACAAUUUCUUUUUUACAGAUACAUUUUGUGUAAAUAAUAUGCAUU
Messenger RNA from Drosophila hydei, 356 nucleotides. Its product is annotated as cysteine-rich PDZ-binding protein. Gene Ontology annotation, molecular function: PDZ domain binding; microtubule binding. Lineage: Eukaryota; Metazoa; Arthropoda; Insecta; Diptera; Drosophilidae. Gene Ontology annotation, cellular component: dendrite. Bases 16 to 309 code for a protein of 97 amino acids. Gene Ontology annotation, biological process: cytoplasmic microtubule organization. The transcript has 2 exons. The record is from RefSeq and is a predicted model, not a curated record.